Syngnathus acus (greater pipefish) is the source of this 2662-nucleotide messenger RNA. It is a transcript of the gene noc3l, whose product is annotated as NOC3-like DNA replication regulator. The transcript has 21 exons. Gene Ontology annotation, cellular component: nucleolus. Bases 99 to 2495 code for a protein of 798 amino acids. Gene Ontology annotation, biological process: DNA replication initiation. NCBI's taxonomy places the organism in Eukaryota, Metazoa, Chordata, Actinopteri, Syngnathiformes, Syngnathidae. The record is from RefSeq and is a predicted model, not a curated record. Gene Ontology annotation, molecular function: chromatin binding.
CCUCUCGAGCUUUUUUGUUUCCGGUUCCGUUUUCCGCCGUCCAUGCGUGUGGAACGCUCGUGUUUUGGCUUGCUUCUACCUGAACGCAUUCCACCAUCAUGGCACCGUCUCGCUCCAAGAAGCGCCGCCCGUCCUUUCGGCGGCUGCUGAAGACGAGCGGCGUGAAGCUGGACAACAAGCUGAGGAACCGGCAGAUGAAGCGACAAAACUGCGACAAGAAGCAGCGCAAGGAGCACCGGAAGAUGCGGCAGGCACUCAAGGGCGCCGCGCUGGCCACGCCACGCCCGCUUGACAUUACUGCCAAAAGGCCCGAGGAGGAGGAGGAGGAGGAGGAGGAGGACUUCCUGGAGAGUUUGCCCACUGACAUGAUGGACGACAACGACCUGCAGCAGAUGUCCUCCUUCCUGAGCAGGGACCUGUCGUCAUGCGGCCCGGCGCACAGCGGCAAGAAACGCAAGUCGGAGGUGGUCCCAGGCUACGAGAAGAUUCCCAGGAAGAUGGCCGCCGUGGCGGAGAAGGAGGUUGUCCACUUGCUGCCCAUCAAAGACAGGACGCGACUCAUCCCGCAGAGUAUGCACAGAGAGGUCAACAAGCAACCGGAGGAGGAGGAAGACGAAGAGGAAGAGGAGGAAGCAGCAGCAGCCACACAGGAGGUUGAAAUGGGAGCGGCGGAGCUAAUCGACGGCACGACGGCGCUGACGCCAGCGCAGCAACAGGAAGCCAGGAUGCGCAAGAUCCAAGACAGGAAGUUGACCAUCGCACGCCUGGCGUCCACAGUCAUCGCCAACCCCGUCAACAAUGUGAAGUGUGUGAAGCAGCUGCGCGGGAUGCUGAUGGAGGCGGACCCUUGCGUGGCGGUGACGGUCAGGAAGUUGGCCAUGGUGUCAUUGAUGGAAAUCUUCAAAGACAUCGUUCCCACCUACAAGAUACGACCUUUGACCGCCGCUGAGAAAGCCGCCAAGGUGAAGAAGGAGACGCAGCAGCUGCGGGAGUUUGAGGAAGGACUGCUGAGUCAGUACAAAUUCUACCUGGAGGAUUUGGAGCAGUGCAUCAGAGACUGGAAGCAGAAGAAGAGCAAGCGCAGCCAGGCGGUGUCGCUGGAGCGUUACUCGGGCCUGGCCGGGGUGGCCGUGCGCUGCCUGUGCGAAUUGCUGCUGGCCUUGCCGCACUUUAACUUCCACAACAACAUCCUGGUGGCCUUGGCGCCGCUGAUGAACGACCCCGUCAAGACGGUGUCUGACAUGUGCUGCCGCACUUUCUCCGAGCUGUUUCACCAAGACAAGGUGGGCGGGACCUCUCUGGCCGCCGUUCGUGUCAUCUCGGGUCUGGUCAAGAGUCUCAACUUCAACGUCAGGCCCCAGGUGCUGCGGACGCUGCUGAGCGUGCGAAUCCAGGAAGCACUGGUGAAGAAGGACAUGAAGGACAUGACGCCCAGCGUGAAGGCCAUGCGCCACAAAGACAAGAAGAACAAUCUGUCACGCAUGCAGCGCAAGUGGAAGAAAGCGGAGGAGAAGCUGCAGCAGGAGCUUCUGGAAGCCGAAGCGUCGGACAGCAAAGACAAGAAGAUGAAAAUGCACACAGAGACUCUCAACAUCGUCUUCCUCGUGUACUUUCGAAUUUUGAAGAAAGCUCACAAGUCUGUCCUUCUUCCUGCAGUGUUGGAGGGGCUGGCCAAUUUUGCCCAUUUGAUCAACUUGGAGUUCUUUGAUGACCUGCUCAAUGUGCUCCAAAGCCUUAUCCAGUCAGGAGAUCUGACUGACAGGGAGAGACUUCACUGCAUCCAGACAGUCUUCACCAUCCUUUCUGGGCAAGGUGAUGUCCUCAACAUGGACCCUCUCAACUUUUACUCUGAGCUGUACGCCAUGUUGCCACGGCUGCACGCAGGGACUUCCGAUGACGACAUCCUCAUUGUGCUGCGCUGCCUGGAUGCCAUGUUGAUCCGCCGCAGGAAGCGGGUGAGCCUGCAGAGGGCCAUGGCGUUCAUCAAGCGGCUCAGCGGGCUCAGCUUGCACGUCCAGACGCACGCCAGCAUCGGACUCCUCGCCGCCACCAGGGCCGCGCUGCAUUCGUUUCCAAGAUGCGACUUCUUGCUGGACAACGAGGUCCAGGGCAGCGGCGUCUACUUGGCUGAACUGCCCCAACCUGAACACUGCAACGCUCACAACACCGCCUUGUGGGAGCUCCACACACUGCAGAGGCAUUUCCACCCGGUGGUUCGGCAGCUGGCGGUGCAUCUGAGUCGUGGCGCUCCCAGCGAAGGCGGGGCCGUGCUUCCGCUUGAGCUGAGCCGCAGGUCGCCGGUACAGCUGUUUGCAGAUUAUGAUGUCAAAGGCAUGACCUUCAACCCCCCAGUAGCUCCGCCCAGACACAAGAAAAAGGAAGUUUUCAGAGUCGAUAGGUCGCUGCUGGACAGCGAUCUGCAGCAACUUGUUGAUGACACCCUGCGCUCCGGUGAGGAGGCGGAGCUUGACUUUAGUACAACACGCAAACACUGACACCCAUGCAAACACAUCCUGUGUUUCAUUUGUAAAAAAAGAAAAUAUUAAUCUUGGGGCGGGUCGUCAAUGUCAGUCAAAGGUGGAGAUAGGUCGGUCUUGUCCCGAUUGACCUUUGCUACACUGAACUUUUUUUUCUUGAUGCAAUAAAUACAAAUUUGCUCAGA